CACACACAUUCACGGUUGAUUGAUUUCACACCGGUCAGCCACAGAGAGAGUCCCUGCACGUAUCGUAUUGCCCUCCCCAACCGAUAAAAGAGUGAAAGAGUGAGGCACGCAGAAAGCUCUACAUGGGUUCUCACAUCACAGGCUAUCACACCGUCAUCCCUCUACACAUACAAACGCACACGGACGGAUGGAUGGACGGAUGGAGCUGCACAUGUCCUGUCCCCCCGUAUGACGCCCUCCCGUUGCAUCUAUCUAUCCAUGGCUGUUAAGACAGUCAUGUGAAGCCACAGUCGGUGAGGCACUCCAGGAACUUGCUGCAUUUGAUAGGGUCUGAACACGCACAGCGCACAACAAAGGGCAUCACAAUGGCUGUGUGUGUCAGCUCGAGCUUCGCGUCUGCACUUGGUCAUACUGACCAGGUCUGCAGAACUCAGCGGCCAUUUCGGUGACGAGCAGCAGCUGCUUGAUGCCGAUGGGGCUGCGGAUGCUCUGACACACCUGCACACGCACACACAGACACACACACACAUGGACACACACAGACGAACAAGUGCAGCACAGAAGCUGAUGUGACCUUUUGGACUUCUUGUUCGGGGAAGUCGCGCUUCUCCUUGUGCCGCUGGUCUAAGACCGUCUGCAGACAGACAGACAACAAACAGGCAGGACACACAAACAAAUCGUCCGUCGGGAUGACACAGCGGGAGUCUUGUUUGUCGUGUGACCCUGACCUACCUUUAUUUCCUGUGGGGAUGAGACCAUGGGAACACUCAGGUUCACUUGGAAACACUCUGCCAGGCCGGCGCUCUGCAAUGCACACACGACAGGAGGGCAUUCAUGUCACGGAUGCACACAUCACCUGGAUGGACAAACAACGGGUAGUCUACACACUGGCUGGCUGGACUGACCUACCUGCAGGAAUUCGAUGUGUGAGGUGGUGCCGAUGACGAGCAGCCGGCGGCCCUCCUUCUUGGGCGCCCUCUUGAUCAACACCAUCAGCGCCUGAAGGACCGUGUUCGAAAACCUACAUACGCAAUAUAUGUUCAGCAACAAGACAAGCACACCGACACAAACAAAGACGAAGCGUGUGCAUGUGCCCGGGGCGGGGCGGGGCGGGGCGGGGCGGCCCUCCUCCCUCGCUCACCUCGGCCCAAUGUUGACGAAGUCGAUGAGCCUCUCAAUGUUAUCCAACACAACUGACGUACACACACAUACACAUACACAUACGUCAUGUGGAUGGAUGGAUUGAGUGUCUGUGUGUGUUGAGUGUGGGGAUGUAUGCUCACUGAUUGAGAGUGAGCUCUUGUACGCGUCAUCGAACACCUUGGCGAUCGCCGCACACCGGGACGCCUCCUGCAAGCACACAGAGAGACAGACAGACAGACAAGCAUACACACAUGACCACCAAGUGCGGAGUGCAGCGCAUGGGUCUGUCUUUUGGCUUGACCUACCGAGUAGCCGACAUAGUUCUCAGGCGAGACGAACUUCAUGAAGGGGAAGGCCGCAUUCCUGGCCGUGUGGGCAGCCAAGGCUGUCUUGCCAGCACCUGAGUGACAACGACAGACAAUCCAAUCCAGUCAGUGUGUGUGCGCUCUCUCUGUCGGCUGCCUCGCGUCGCCUCACCGGUGGGUCCCUCGAGCAGUAUUGACAUGAGUGUGGUGGACUCGCUGUUUUUGACCUGGUCAGCCAGUGUGUGGCACGUUUGCUCGACCCGCUUGAAGUCCUGGCCGUAGUCAAUGAUGCCGCCGCUCACACAACCUGGCAGCAAACCACGAUCGACCCAGCAGUCAGUGCACGCUACGCUCAUGGACCAAGCCAAGCCGACCUUCGAACUCGUCCUCCUGCACCCCAAAGGCCGGCUUGACCUCAUUCAAUGCCAAGUCAAAGUCGGCCUGCCCAACCUGCACACACACACGCAACCCUCGAGGACACACACACAGACAGACAGACAGACAGACGGCGAGCCACUCACUCAGGAAAAGCGAUGCAUGAAUCGUUCUGUCUGUGUGUGUGUGUGUGACCUUGAUGUUCUGGACGUCUUUGGGUUUGGUGAGGUCCUGGACGUUGAUGUUCCGGUUGAACGCCCAGGAAGUGGCGCUGCGGACCAAACCCUAUCAGAGGGGCGGAGGGCGGAGGGUGGGAUGGAAUUCCAGGUAGGUCCAUCCAUCCACAGUCAGUGAACAGACUGGCAAGAGUGAGUAUGUACCUCAAUUUCAGCCCCCGAGAAGUUCUUUGUCCUGGUCGCCAGCUCUUGCAACGACACAUCCUGCAGGCAGGAUGCCAGCCAGUCACAACAUAUGAGCGGAAGGACAUCAAUCAAGGCAAAGAAACGAACGCCUUGUUGGCUCCUGCCUGACAUUUUCGAGUCUGUUGGAGUCCCUCAUUCUCUUGGUGUGAAUGUUGAGUAUCUGCACCCGGCCGUUCUCGUCGGGCAGGCCGAUCUCGACAUGCACCUCCAGACGACCAGGCCGCAGCAGCGCCUCGUCCAGCAUGUCGAAACGAUUCGUCAUGCCUAUCAACUGCACACAUACACACACACCCACACUCGCAUACACACGACACGAUGCGGCAUCGAAAACGGUGCGCUACCAUACCAUACACACAUACCAGGAUGUUGUUGAGAGCGUCCACGCCGUCGAUUUUCGACAGCAGCUGGUUGACAAUGCUGUCGCUCACACCCUGACACACACACACACAGAGAGAGAGAGAGGUGGAUGGCAGACACCCAGCCACCGACUGACUCAGCCAGCCAGUCAGCCAGGUAGGUACCGUGCUGUCUCUGGUGCUGCCUCGCGUCUUGCAGAUGGCGUCGAUCUCGUCAAAGAUGAUAAUGUGCAGCUGAGAGCCCUCGCCCAGCUGAUCAGAGGUAGAUAACACAGCACCACAGCACAGCACAGCACAGAUGACCCACCUCUCGUGUGUGGACUGGACUGCUGUGUGUCGCGUGCGUGCGUGCGUGUGUACCCACCUACCCACCCACCUUUUUGUAUUCGUCUUCUGCCUCUUUGAAGAGGUUCCUGAUGUUCUCCUCCGACUGGCCCACAUACUUGUUCAGCACCUCGGGGCCGUUCACUAUCUGCCACAACCCAAAGAACACAACACAACACAACAAACCACACACACACACACAUCCAUUUACGUGUGUGUCGUUUCAUCCAUUCGUUGAGUCACCUUCGGCUCCCGCGCUCUUAGGCACUGGCCGAUCUGCCUGGAGACACAGACAGACAAGGAAGGAGUCACUUUGGAACGACAAACACGCAGGCGGGCCUUUUAGCUCCUCUGACUGACCGUGCAAUGAGGGUCUUGCCCGUCCCAGGGGGGCCGUACAGCAACAUGCCUACCGACCAACGACACACAACACAUCCAUCCAUCCCUCCCUCCCUCCCUCUGCGUGUGCACUGGUUGUGUCUUCCCAUCCCUCCUCCCUCCCACCGACCCUUGACGUGGUUGAUUCCCAGGUCCUCGAUUAUUGCAGGCGGGAAUACGCGGGAAGCAAAGGCCCGACGAAAAAUGUUGGCAAACUCCUGACAUGAAUGACAUGUGAGAGACAGAGAGAGAGAGGGAGGGAGGGAGAGGGAGAGAGGGAGAGAGGGGAGAGGUGGAAGCGAAAUAGAGGGACGAUGCAGGCAGGCAGUCCUCGUUGAUGUGCAUGUCGACUGUGGCGGACAGACCUUGUCGAGUCCUCCGAUGCCCAGCUCCUCAAAGUUGAAGUCCGGACGGAAGAUGCUACGCUGAGAGACAGACAGGCAGACAGACAAACAUGGAGGCAACCGGCACGCAAAACCAGAAAAUACUUCUUAUGGGCGGGGCCCGCGAGUGGGUGAAUACGUGAGGCCCUCCCUCCUCACCGCUGUAGCUCUUCUGCUGUUGAUGCGCACGCGGCCCUCUCCGUCGGCUCUGAAGGUAUACUGAGCAAGCCGCCACCAGUCCACACAAGACCUGCCACGUGCACCAUAGAUGCCCUAGUACCUCUGUGCCGUCGGUCAGCAUGCCGUGAUGCAUUGCUGCGCAAACACAUACACACACACGCACACACACACACACACACACACAGACAGACAGUGCAUGGACCAUCGUCCCCUCUUGCGCCGACAUCCAUCCUCAUUACGUGCGUGACGCCUCGACUGAGGCUUGUUGAGGGCUUUGUUCUCGCCGAUACCGACGUCGAGCUGCUGGAGCUCGCCGGUCGUGAGGACGAGUAUCUUCUUCUGCCAGUUAAUGAUGAUCGGCUGACCGAUGGUCACCACCUGACGUGAUGUGACGCUCGACCAAACAAGGGAGGGACAAAUAAAUGAGAAAGGCGGUGUGUGUGAGUGGCUUAGCUUGCUCACUGACGUACGUGUCCGUUGAGGGACUGUUUGAGCUCGUCCUCCAGCUCGGUGUCCUCGAUGACCAGCUUCUCACCUACACACACCCACACCCCAGACAGACAGACAGACAGACUCUCUCUCGGUGUGUGUUGAUGGAUCUUAUCCAUCUUACUUUUGGUGAAGAGGUCGACCUGGAAGUUGCCCACUCCGACAAGAAUGUUGUCACGCGCAGCCACAUACGCUGACAUACACACACACACGGACACCGCCACGACCCGGUCGUGUCGUCAGGCAAGUUACAUUCCCUGUGUUUUGUUUUCCGCCCCCUCAUUGAUUCAGGCGCCCGUCUAUAUAUGUACCUGUGACUUCCUGCUCAUCUUUGGUGGCGAGCCUGAGGUGUCCCCUGACCAUCCUGUUGACGCCUAUCUCCCCCUGCUGCACCCUGUUGUCAGACCUGAACGACACCACACCACGACAGACACCAGUGAGUGACACCUCCCUCCAUUGUGGCAGGAAAACACACACAAACCCACCCACCUGCAGUUGAUGACGCAGGUUUUGAGGUUGACUCGGAGGCACUGCGGGUCGCCGCCCCGCACACUAGACACCAACUGGCUGUAGUCAUCCGGGUGGACGUACACCUGACAGACAGACAGACAGGCAGACAAGACGGGAGUGUAGGAAAAGAGAAGCAACGAAAGCCGCUGCUUUGGUGCUGACGCAGUUGGUGUAUGAGAGGUCAUUGGAGGGCAGGUUCUGCACAGCGAGCCUCAUCGGCUACACCCACACGUACACGACGAGAACAACGCCGACUUUAUCUUUUCUCAGCCGACACAAAGCCUCAAGGCA
Molecule: messenger RNA, 5156 nt
Organism: Vitrella brassicaformis
Lineage: Eukaryota; Vitrellaceae
Source: the annotation of a GenBank genome assembly